This is a messenger RNA of Leishmania mexicana MHOM/GT/2001/U1103, 684 nucleotides long. RefSeq lists its product as hypothetical. NCBI's taxonomy places the organism in Eukaryota, Euglenozoa, Kinetoplastea, Trypanosomatida, Trypanosomatidae. The record is from RefSeq and is a predicted model, not a curated record. The coding region runs from base 1 to 684 and encodes 227 amino acids. The transcript has a single exon.
AUGCCCACUCUUCUGCCAGGGACCGGGAAGGAGGCCGCCAGGCCGCCCAGCUUCCGGGAUGUGUCGUCAUCUUCACCGCAACCUCCCACACUGCAGCAAUUUGUCAUUGAGAAGCAAGGCAGAAUUGAUCAGUCCCUCUGGCACACCCGUGUCCUCACCAUCGACACUGCGCACGGCCGACUGUACCUCAGCAAGGCCCACAAGGCCGAAAAGCUCGACCACCGUUGCAUGAACCGCAUCGACUCAGUGGAGCUAUGGCCGACAUUCAACUCGGAUAGCAUACCCGAGCAUUUCGGCAGUGAGCUGGCCAGGCGGACGGUCUGUCUGAGAGGGCUGGUGGGUAUCCAAACCCAGUCGUUUUUCAUGAGGUUGUUCAGAGGCAGCGCGGCGCGAAGGAACGAGGCAGCGUUGGUAACUGCCAACAUGGCCGAGACCGGUGCCUCUGCUUCCCGAGCCCAGCCACACCAUAUGGGUUCAGACGGCCAUCGGGAGAACAUCGAGGCAUCCGUGCUAUGUCCCGUCAGCAGCUAUGUGAGUUUCGAGGUAGAGAUUUGGUUGAUCCGCUGCAUGACUCUGCAAGACCUACAUGAAAUGGCUGACGCCUUUCGCGCCACGAUUCCGGAGGCGUCGUCUGUGUUGAAAGGCUAUCAAGCACUGAUGCAGAGUUUGGCGGGCUUGGACUGA